AUGGGCUCCAACAUCGACAACGAGCUGGUGACAAACCGCGCUGCUAGUACCGAAGCCGCCCUCCUGGCUGAAAAGAGCUAUUCGGCCAAAAACUACCAAUCGCUCCCCAUCGUCUUUGCCCGUGCCCAGGGUGCCUCUGUUUGGGAUCCCGAGGGAAAGCACUACCUUGACUUUCACUCUGCUUCAACUGCACUUAACCAUGGCCAUUGCCACCCGAAACUCGUCGCAGCGCUUGUUGACCAAGCAUCCCGUCUGACCUUGACCUCUCGCGCCUUCCACAACGAUGUUUAUCCCCAAUUCGCGGAAUUUAUGACCAAGCUCUUUGGCUAUGACAGGGUCCUGCCGUCAAGCACUGGCGCGGAGGCUUCUGAAACUGCCAUCAAGGUUGCGCGAAAAUGGGCCUAUAAAGUCAAAGGUGUUCCGCAGGAGGAAGCUAUUGUUCUUGGUGCUGCAGGUAAUCACCAUGGACGGACAUUGGCCUCAAUCUCCCUAGCCUCUGAUGAAAUGUCUCGCGAAAACUAUGGUCCAUUGGUUCCCAAUGUCAGCUGUUCGAUUCCUGGAACCGACAAAUUGAUUACCUACAAUGAUAAGGCAGCGCUCCGAGAUGCGUUUGAGGCAGCGGGCUUCAACCUGGCCGCCUUCAUGAUCGAACCUAUCCAAGGAGAUGCAGGCGUCAUUGUAGCCGAUGAUGACUAUCUUCGCGAGGCAAGAGCUCUCUGUGAUAAAUAUAAUGUCCUAUUAGUCUGUGACGAAAUCCAGACUGGAAUUGCGCGGACUGGAAAGCUACUUGGCCACUACUGGAGUGGAAUAAGACCUGAUAUGGUGCUAUUAGGCAAGACCAUGACAGGCGGCAUGUACCCCGUCUCCUGCGUUCUAGGAAGCAACGAAGUGAUGCUUACUGUCGAGCCCGGAACUCAUGGCUCAACUUACGGCGGUAAUCCGCUCGGGGCCGCAGUUGCUAUGCGUGCUCUCCAAGUCGUUGAGGAGGAAAGUCUGGUUGAACGGGCAGAAAAUCUUGGGCAUGUACUUCGUAACGGUCUGACCGUUAUCCAGGCUCAAACUCCGGGUCCAGUUAUUCAAACAGUUCGCGGCAGGGGGUUGCUCAACGCGUUCGUCAUUGAUCAGUCCAAGACGAAUGGACAUACGGGCAUAACACUGUGCGAGCUAAUGAAACGGAAGGGUCUUUUGCUUAAAUCGAGCCGGACAGGCGUCAUUCGCAUCGCACCUCCGCUUGUCGUUUCUGACUCUCAAAUUGACCAGGCGCUCGGUAUUAUCAAAGAAUCCAUAAAGGAAUUGCUAGCUCUCCCCGCAAUUGGGUAG
This is a messenger RNA of Penicillium cinerascens, 1320 nucleotides long. RefSeq lists its product as uncharacterized. The record is from RefSeq and is a predicted model, not a curated record. The coding region runs from base 1 to 1320 and encodes 439 amino acids. Gene Ontology annotation, molecular function: L-ornithine transaminase activity; pyridoxal phosphate binding; identical protein binding. The transcript is spliced from 3 exons. Gene Ontology annotation, cellular component: cytoplasm. Lineage: Eukaryota; Fungi; Ascomycota; Eurotiomycetes; Eurotiales; Aspergillaceae.